UUUGCCAAAACCUGUGGACUCUCUCUCUCUCUCUACCCCACAAAACAAUAGACCUCACACUCCAGAAAAAACCCACCAAAACCAUGGGCAAAUAGCUGUUUUUCUCUCUUGCAAUCAACAAUAAGCUAAAACUACUACUCCUCUUCCACCAAAACCAUCUGCUCCUUACCCUGAUUUCUCCACAAACGCCCACAUUAUGAUGAUUUCCGAUUCUCCCCUUCUAUACAUAUCACAUUCCCCUGAUUUCGUACUACCAAAACCACCUCCUCUUAUCUUCCCCUUUUCUUGAUCUUUUCUACUUAUCACAAUACUGAAUUAGAAACGCGGUCAGCAUCAAUCAAGAAUCUGGCCAAUCACGAUUUGUCCCAUUCAUUGUUCUUAAUUUCCUAGUUUGACGCUAUAUUUAUGUGAAAAAUUGGAUCUUUUAAGUUUUUGGAUGGAAUCCAGUGGGAUUUACUCAAAUUUGCAGCCUAAUAUGUUAGGGCUAGAAAUGUCGCUCCAUCACAAUUUACCACCAGCUCAGAAUCCCCAAAAUCCACACCACAUUCCGCCGCCGCAGCAGCAGCGGCACAGCCCCAUGGCGGCAUUGCCCUACCCCAAAUCGAAGAACCAGAGCUUGACGCUAAGCGACGACGACGAAUCGGGAUUCACGGCCGACGACGGGAAGAGGAGAGUGUCGCCGUGGCAGAGGAUGAAGUGGACCGACAACAUGGUGAGGCUUCUGAUCAUGGUGGUGUUCUACAUCGGCGACGAGGUGGGGGCGGCGGAGGCGGGGGAGGCGGGGGGGAAGAAGAAGGGCGGCGGGGUGCUGCAGAAGAAGGGGAAGUGGAAAUCGGUGUCGAGGGCGAUGAUGGAGAGGGGUUUCUACGUGUCCCCGCAGCAAUGCGAGGAUAAAUUCAACGAUUUGAAUAAGAGGUAUAAGAGGGUUAAUGACAUUUUGGGGAAGGGAACGUCUUGCCGCGUUGUGGAGAAUCAAUCGCUUCUCGAUUCCAUGGAUUUGGCACCUAAGGUGAAGGAUGAGGUGAAGAAGCUGCUCAAUUCGAAGCACUUGUAUUUCAGGGAGAUGUGCGCUUACCACAACAGCUGCGGCGGAGGCGGCGGCGCGGGUCAGCAGUCGCAGUCAUCGCCUCCGACUGAGACGAAUGCCGCUGCUGCCGUGUGCUUGCAUGCGGCGGCGGCUGAGAAAACCCCCAAUUUGAAUAGGGGGAGUGAGGAAGGGGCUAAAUUGCGGGAUGAGGACGAAUUCGAGGAGGAUGAUGCUGAAGAUGAUGGAGAUGAGGUUGAUGAGGACGAACAAGAGGAUGAUAUUGAUGAUGACGAGCAAGAGGAUGAUGUUAAUGAUGAGAGAUUGUGUUCGAGGAAGAGGGCGAGGACGAGGAAGGGGACCGGGACGAUGGUGCCAUUGGCUCAGCAUUUGGAUGCGGAGAUGUCGAGGGAGGGGGGGAGGACGAUGGCGGAGAAGAGGCAGUGGCUGAAGGGGAAGAUGGUGGCGCUGGAGGAGGAGAGGCUCGGGAUCCAUUCGCAGUCGUUUCAGCUGGAGAAGCAGAGGCUCAAGUGGCUCAAGUUCAGCAGCAAGAAGGAGAGGGAGAUGGAGAGGGAGAAGCUCAUCAAUGAGAGGACUAAGCUUGAGAAUGAGAGGAUGAUGCUCCUCAUCAGGCACAAGGAGCUUGAUUUGAUUGAGCAUCAAUCUUCCAAUAAGAAGACUGAUCCCUCUUCCAUUACUGGAUGAUGAUAAGAAAAGUUUUAAUCUUUUGUACAUUUGCUCAAAUUAGCUAUAGCUAUUUACACUACAUUUUACGAAUUUCAUAGUUAACUGCUUAAUUUAGGAGUUUACUGAUCAAGGAGAUGAUGUUUUGUUUUUUUUAUUGGCAAUAGAUGAUAAUUGAUCACACAAUUUUA
Messenger RNA from Salvia splendens (bonfire salvia), 1899 nucleotides. RefSeq lists its product as uncharacterized. The coding region runs from base 437 to 1729 and encodes 430 amino acids. The transcript has a single exon. Lineage: Eukaryota; Viridiplantae; Streptophyta; Magnoliopsida; Lamiales; Lamiaceae. The record is from RefSeq and is a predicted model, not a curated record.